UGGAAAAAUGGCAGCUGAGACAGGGAGAUACAGGAGUGCAGUCAGCAAAAACAAAGACCCCUCUGGUCUUCUUAUCUCUGUCAUAAGGACUCUGUCCAGCAGUGAUGAUGUGCAGGACAGGGAGACAGAGAAGGGUCGUUUGGAAGAGGCCUUUGAGACAUGUGACAGGGAUUUAGAUGAGCUGAUUGUUCAGCAUUAUGCCGAACUCACCACUGCCAUCAGGACCUACCAGAGCAUCACAGAGCGCAUCACCAGCUCCCGCAACAAGAUCAAACAGGUGAAAGAGAACCUCUUGUCAUGUAAGAUGCUGCUCCACUGCAAAAGGGACGAGCUGAGGAAGCUGUGGAUAGAGGGCAUCGAACACAAGCACGUCCUCCAGCUGCUGGAUGAAAUCGAAAGCAUCAAGCAGGUGCCUCAGCGUCUGGAGGCCUAUAUGGCGAGCAAGCACUACCUUCAUGCCACAGACAUGCUGGUGUCAGCUGUUGAUUCCUUGGAAGGACCCCUGCUGCAGGUGGAGGGACUUGGAGAUCUGCGCCUGGAGCUCCACAGCAAGAAACUCAACAUUCACCUUGUGCUCAUUGAUGAGCUGCACCGACACCUCUACAUCAAGUCCACAAGUCGUCUGGGACACAAGAACAAGGACAAAAAUGCUGCUCGCCUUCCAGGCUCUGCAGCCAAAGACACAUCUCCAAUGCCUGUGUUAGAUGUCAGCAGCCUGUCCACCCCACGCAAGCUUUUGGAUUCAUCACAGUUCAGCACACCCGGAUCCAGCAGCGUGCGUGAGCUGCAACAGGAUGUGCGGGAGUUGAACCAAGCAGAUCUCCCUGAGGUGGAUCCAGAAGAGAACAGUGCUGAGUUUAUGGGCAUCCUCAUCAAGGCUCUGGCCAAGCUGAGGAAAAUCCCUGAGACCAUUAAAGCCAUAAUGGAGCGGCUGGAACCUGAGCUGAAGCAGAUUGUCAAGAGGUCCACCACUCAGAUAGCAGACCAUGCUUACCAGCGAGGAGAAAACCUGGCCCAGGAGAGCCAGCCAAGGCUGCUGCUGGAACUGCUGGAGCUUCUGUUUGAUAAGUUCAAGGCAGUGGCCCAGGCUCACAGUGUGGUGUUGGCCCACUUGCAGCAGAUCGCCGUGCAGUGUCCGGGCGGGGCCCACGAAGAGGGCAUCAAACUAUACGAGCAGGCUGAUGUCUCUGCCAAGAUCCAGACCGUGCUGCAGGUUCUGCUCAUGGAGUAUCUGGACGUGAAGAACAGCCGCAGUGCCACGGAGCCAUCGGCUCAGCUCUCCUAUGCCAGCACUGGCAGCGAGUUUGCUGCCUUUUUUGCAAAGAAAAAACCACAGCGUGCCAAGCAGUCCCUCUUCAAGUUCGAAUCAUCUUCCCAUGCCAUCAGCAUGAGUGCCUACUUGAGAGAGCAGAGGCGUGAACUCUACAGCAAGAGUGGAGAAUUACAAGGUGGUGCUGAUGACAACCUGAUUGAAGGUGGGGAAAUGAAGUUUGUGUGUAAACCAGGAGCAAGGAAUAUCACUGUCAUCUUCCAGCCUCUCCUCAGGUUCAUUCAGGAGAUAGAGAUGAACAUGGGGCCAGGUCAGGCCAAGCAGUGCCAGCUCCGAGCCUUCCUCACUUACUACAUCAAUGACCUCUUCCUCAACCAGGUGCGAACAGAGAUCAACAAGGAAAUCGAGGCAGUAAGCAAGACGGCUGACCCGCUGAAGAUCCUUGCCAGCGCUGAUACCAUGAAGGUUCUUGGUGUCCAGAGACCCCUUCUGCAGAGCACAGUGGUCGUGGAGAAGUCCAUCCAGGAUCUAAUGAGCCUGAUGCAAGAUCUGAGUGCCUACUCCAACCAGUUUCUUGAGAUGGUCUGCGACAAACUCAAAGAGUACAAGGAAAUCUGCAGCACGUCCUACAGGGCUAUCGUCCAGUGUGAGGAGAAGCUCACCAUCAGUGCUUCCUGGUCUAAGGACGAGGACAUCAGCCGUCUGCUCCAGUCGCUUCCUAACUGGGCAAACAUGGCUCAACCCAGACAGACGCGACAGAAGAGAGAGGAUGAAGAGGACUUUACUCGGGCGGCUUUUGCUAAAGAGUCGGAGGUGCUGACUGGAAACCUGGGAGACAAGUUAAUCCCCCAAAAUGAGAUCCUGCGGGACGUCAGUGACCUGAAGGCUUUGGCCAAUGUUCAUGAAAGCAUGGAGUGGCUUGCUGGUCGCCUCAAGACGUUCUUCACCAACCUGCCUCAUGCCUCCAGUGCGUCUCCAUGCUCAGCUGACAGCCAGGGGGUUGGUGAGAGCGAGCGGAGCAGGGAGCAGAUUCUGCAGACCCUCAGCGACCUGUCCAGGGGCUUCCAGGACAUUGCAGAUCGCUGUCUUCUGGUGUUGCACCUCGAAGUCAGGGUUCACUGUUUCCAUUACCUGAUCCCCCUGACUAAGCAAGGCAAUUAUGCCAUCGUGGCUAAUGUGGAGAGCAUGGACUACGACCCGCUGGUGGUCAAACUGAACAAGGACAUCUCAGCCAUAGAGGAGGCCAUGGGGGCCGCCCUGCAGCAGCACAAGUUCCAGUACAUCUUUGAAGGUUUGGGUCAUCUGAUCUCCUGUAUUCUUAUCAACGGAGCCCAGUACUUUAAGAGGAUCAGCGAGUCUGGCAUCAAGAAGAUGUGCAGGAACAUCUUUGUCCUCCAACAGAACCUCACCAACAUCACCAUGUCCAGGGAGGCCGACCUGGACUUCGCCAGGCAGUACUAUGAGAUGCUGUACAACACUGCAGAUGAGCUGCUGAAUCUGGUGGUGGACCAGGGCGUUCGCUACACAGAGCUGGAGUACAUCAACGCCCUGUCCUUACUGCAUCGCAGCCAGACAGGCGUAGGGGACCUGAGCACCCAAAACAUCCGCCUGCAGAGGCUGAAGGAGAUCAUCUGUGAGCAGGCUGCCAUCAAACAGGCCACCAAGGACAAGAAGAUCACUACAGUGUAAUGAAACAACAUGACAGAGUCCAAAAGGGGCGUCGAUCAUAAAUGUAGAAAUGCAGAUGCCUCCUUUGCUGCUGGAUCAUACUUCAAUGUCGCUGCCAUAUUUGAGCGAGCAAGACUCGUCAGUAAAAAGGGGAGCUACACUUUUCUGAAGUAAUGUUUGUAUUUCUAAACUAAUGCAAUGAAUCACUUUAUUAUUCAUGGGUGUAUGAUCCAUGUGUAUUAGGAAAAAAAAACGUUUUGCCUCCAGUUAACUAGAAUCUUGAUUUUUUGGCUAUUUUUCGCUCUUGGACGUUGGAUAAUUGUUAAUUGUCAUAAGAAAUUUUAAAUUUUUGCUUAUUUUCUUUAGUUAAAACUUGUGGAGACAUCCCUAUGAAGUAUAAUUUAGUGCGGAAAUAGACAACUUUUCAACUAUCUAGCAAGCUAAAGCUAGCUGCUUAUCAUAAACCUUUUGAUUAUAAUAACUUUUACCACUGCUCAGUUUAUUAAGGCUACUGCAAGAAAAGGUGUUUUUUGUUCUCUAAUACAAUGUGCAUUCAGACUGGCUCCAGUCUGCACCUAGGCAUAACUCUUGGAAAAUGAAGGCCCUCAAAUGUAAGCUUGCUAGCUACAUUUGCUCUAGCUGAUCACUGGCAGCGACCCCAAGAUCCCAGUUCCCAAAAACUUGGGACGCUGUGUAAAAUGUAAAUAAGAAGAUAAUGCAAUAACUUGCAAAUCCAUUUGGACCUAUAUUAAAAACAGUACAAAAACAAGAAAUUUGAUGUUCAAACUGAUGAACUUUAUUGCUGUUUUGUAAAUAUAUACUCAAUCUGAAUUUGAUGCCUGCAACACAUUCCAAAAAAGUUAGAAUCGGGGCACGAUUAGCACUGUGUUACAUCACCCUUUCCUUCAACAACACUCAGUUUGGAGCGGAGGACACUAACUGAAGUUUUAGAAAUGAAAUCCUUUGUUCAGUUGCCCAGUAGUCCGAGGUCUACGUUGUUGUUGUGAAUGACUAAGCCUGUUGAGGAGGAUGCUUCUUUGAUACCCAGUAAUGAAUAUUGAAUAUCUUGUCUUUGUACUGUUUUCAUUUGAAUAUAGAUCAAAGCAGACUUGCAAUACUUGCAUUCUGUUCUUACUUACGUUUUUCAGAGCGUUCCAACUUUAGUGGGAUUAGGGCUGUAUGAGUUCUGUUGUGGUGACCUUUCGAAAACCAGCCGUGGUGAAAGUCACUAUAUUCUGUCAUGACAGUGUUCACUAGCUAGUUUAAAAGUAGUCUUCUUCUACCCUAAAUAAUAUAAUAUAGGGAUGUAUCCACAAUUAUUAACCAAGUUUAAUAAUCCAUGCAUGACAAACACGAAUUUUUAAAAUUUCUUGUGUUGAUUAUUUUCCUCCUUAACGUUAAGUAGUAAUAUGUACUCCACUCUUAAGUGCCCAGCAGCAAAUAUAGCCUAAAUAUCAAGAUUAACUGGAGACAAUUUUUUUUCCACUGUGUGUUGAUCAUAAACCAAAAAAUUUAGCAACAACUCAUUGCAGUCAUUUAAAAAAUAUAAAUGUUAUAGCACUUUUAUCCAGAAAAAUUGCUGCCUCUGCCAUUACAUACAAUUGUUCACAAGUCUUGCUGUCUCCAAUACAGCAGCUACGUUGAUGUAUUGCUGCAAUGGGCUGACACAGUCAAUGCAGCAUCUACGCAUAUGUGUCUAUGACCAAUCAAGCCUCGAAACCUCUGUCCUAAAGAUUUUUGUUGCAGCUCCUUCAGGAAUGUGUGCAGCCAAUAAUUGGGUAAGCAAGAGUAAGAAAUGAUGGCGCAAAAACCAGCAGGACAGAGGAUAUUUCAAAAUUGGGUUAGAAAACCCUGAAAUAGAGGUUUUCUCUAGACAUAGACCAUAAUGUGUUUAAAAUCUGUUGAUGGAAAGUAUGUCUUUUACAUUUCAUCUCGCCUGAUGUGAUGAAACGCACUGUAGUCGAGGGUUGACACAGAUAUACUUCCCAACUCUGGGCAUGUAGGUUAUAUAUAUAUCUGCGUAUGAAGCACUGGCUCGCUCUAAUUGGGGAGCGAGGUGACAGCCAACACAACUGCAAACUUUGCAAGUUUAGUUCGCCAUGUAUCUGUGUCAUAAGGUAGCCCACAUUGUCAAUUUACACUUUUUAAAAGAUACGACAAAUGCAGCUGCCGCGCUCCAACUCCAACACUCCCCGCGCUCGACGUGACUCCAGCUGCAGAUAAAAAGGCGAUUGUCUUGGACACUCACCCGAACUUGGGCCCCAUCUCAUCUCAUUUUCCUAUUAGAUCUAAACUGCUGCUCUCAAUUACACCUCUAUCUCUCCUCUCCUGGCAGCCCCAUGGGCCUACUGAUUCUGUCUGCAAUAACAGAUGCCAGAUUAGACUGUCUGAAUGAGGCCACAUCUUCCGCCUGCUGCCAAUUUGGGUUGGUCCCCAAAGAUUCCCCUAGCUGAGAAUUGUAUCAUAUCUAUGGCUGUUAAAAAUCUGUUUAUCCGUCUCUUUUUUUUUCCUCAUAGUUUGUGCAGUGAACUAGUGUGGAAAGUUGUGAGCUGUUUUUUUUGUAAUACAAAUUGGACAACAGAGACUCAGUAAUGAAGAUAUUUUUGUCGAUUUCUCCUUAAAACAGAACCAAGCUUUAUUUCAAAUGUCACACUUCAAGUCUGGCAGUGUAAGGACUUUCAGUUAGUGUAAAGGCUUGUGUGCGGCAAUACAUUUCAUCACUCAUGCUUACUCAAUAAAAUGAAAUGAUGCAAUUCUGAA
This is a messenger RNA of Plectropomus leopardus (leopard coralgrouper), 5698 nucleotides long. It is a transcript of the gene exoc4, whose product is annotated as exocyst complex component 4. Gene Ontology annotation, cellular component: exocyst; synapse; growth cone membrane. Lineage: Eukaryota; Metazoa; Chordata; Actinopteri; Perciformes; Serranidae. Gene Ontology annotation, biological process: chemical synaptic transmission; Golgi to plasma membrane transport; exocytosis. The record is from RefSeq and is a predicted model, not a curated record.